CAUUCGGAAGUUGUAAUAAAUGUAGUUCCUGUUUGAGGAACUGCACAGGGCUAUCAGAAUAUUGUACAGUCCAUGUAAAGCCAGCGAUGUCGGAGUCUCCGGACGCUCGCAGCCUGGUCUCUGUUUCGUCCCAGGUCAACCUGAUGGACGUGGACACGAUUGAUGAUAAGGAGUUUGACAUUCCCCAAGUGGACACACCUCCCACACUGGAGAGCAUCCUCAGUGAGUUGGAGGAUGAGGAUGAACCAUUUGUGCUGGAGGACACCAGCAUACUAAACACAGACAGCAUGGAUGCUCACUCCUGUGAUACGUCCUCUCUGGCCAGCUCUGACAGUGGAGACCCAGCACACCUGAAACGAAAGAGGAGGACAGUAGAUGUGAAUGCAACAGUUCAUGGGUCUGUUCUUCGACACAGUCUGCUGAAGGGCAUCUCUGCCCAGAUAGUCUCCGCUGCGGACAAAGUGGAUGCUGGACUGCCAACUGCUAUAACAAUGGCAGGUGUGAUUGCUGUGGGAACAUCUCAUGGUCUGGCUCUGGUCUUUGAUACCAACCAGGCUCUGCGGCUCUGUCUGGGUACUAAGACAGCAGGAGCGGAGUUUGGAGCUGUUUCUGCCCUCAGCAUCAACCAUGAUUGCUCACGACUUCUUUGUGGUUUUGCCAAAGGACAGAUUACAAUGUGGGAUCUAGCCCAUGGGAAACUUCUGAGAACUAUCACUGAUGCCCACCCUCCAGGGACAGCUGUACUUCAUGUGAAGUUCACCGAUGAUCCAACUCUUGCGGUGUGCAAUGACAGUGGAGGAUCCGUUUUCGAGCUGGCUUUCAGGAGAGUGAUGGGGAUGCGGUCCUGUGACUCUCGAUGUCUCUUUAGUGGUUCUAAAGGGGAAGUCUGCUGUAUUGAACCAUUGCGUGCCCCUCCAGACUUGAGAGACCAUCCCAUCAUGCACUACUCUCUGCUGGCUAUGGCCUCUCUCACUAAGAUUCUGGUCAUUGGACUAAAGCCCUCCCUGAAAGUCUGGAUGGCUUUACCCUACACCAAGUCUGAUCCGUCCAGUGUUCCUCAGCUGACUUGGCAGUUUGUUGCUGUUCAGAAGACAGUGAACCCGAUCCUUGCUUUUUGCAAAGGAGACACAGUCCACUUCCUCCUGGUAAAGAAGGAGGAGACGGGGACCAUCCAUGUCAUCAAACAAAGACAACUCCACCUCAGCUGUGACAUUAUUAGCCUGAGCUGGAUUAACAGUCACACACUGGUCUUGGUAGACAGCCAUGAAAAGCUGCAGGUUGUGGAUCGGCCCAGUCAGGAGGUUUUGGAGACUCUGGACUUAGAGCAAGUGCAAUUGGUCUAUAACAGCCGACAUUUCAAAUCACUGGCCACUGGAGGGAAUGUCUCCCAGGCUCUGGCUUUAGUCGGAGAAAAGGCCUGCUACCAGUCAGUCUCGAGCUACGGAGGACAGAUAGUCUAUUUGGGCACCAAGUCAGCUCACAUUAUGACUCUAAGGAACUGGAGAGAGCGUAUAGAAUACCUCCUGAAGCAGGAGCAUUUUGUUGAGGCUCUCUCUCUGGCAUGGUCCUUCCACGAGGGAACCGCUAAGGCUGUUGUUGGACUAUUUGGAGAUCCAGUGAAAAGGAAGGUAGUGGUAGGUGACAAGAUGGUAGAGAUCCUUUUUCAGUUUGCAGAGCAUGCUUUGAAGAAGUUUUCAGAGCAAGGCAAGAUCCAAGUGAUGGAGCAACAUUUCCAUGAUGUGAUUCCUAUCUUGGUGGAUUACUGCCUGCUGCUACAGAGAGCUGACCAGUUGUUCAACCAGCUGUAUACUCGGCUCAUGGAGAACAAGGUUGCCAAAGAUGUCUUCCUGGAGUCCUUGGAGUCGUACAUUGUUGCAGACCGCCUUGGCCACCUUACCACACCCAUCAUGAGGGAUCUCCUAGCUCAUUACCAUGGCAAUGGUAUGAUGGACAGCCUGGAGAGAUGCAUAAUCCAUCUGGAUGUCACGAACCUGGACAUACAGCAGGUGGUUCGAGUGUGUUGGGAGAACCAACUCUAUGAUGCAAUGAUCUAUGUUUUUAACAGAGGCAUGAAUGAUUACAUUACACCUAUGGAGAAACUUUUUGCAGUGAUUGGUCCACCACUCAGGGAGGGGAGGAGCCUAACAGAUGAGGACGUGGUGAUGGGAAACAAACUUCUGGUGUACAUUAGCUGCUGUCUUGCAGGAAGGGCAUAUCCAAUAGGAGACAUUCCUGAAGACCUUGUGGUUCAAGUCAAGAACCAGGUAUUUGAGUUCCUAAUCCAUCUUCAUUCAGCCGAGUCUUCAGAGGAGGAAGAGAUUUUCCCGUUUAUUCGUACACUUCUCCACUUUGACACACGGGAGUUUCUCAAUGUUCUUGCAAUGACAUUUGAAGACUUUAAAAAUGACAAGCAGGCCCUUGAGUACCAGCAGAGGAUAGUGGACAUUUUACUUCAGGUGAUGGUGGACAACCCAGACUUUACUCCUUCCCAGGUGGGCGGGCUGUUCACCUUUUUGGCUCGACAGUUGGCCAAGCCAGAUAACACACUCUUUGUGAACAGGAAGCUCUUUGAUCAGGUUCUGGAGUUCCUGUGUUGCCCAGAUGAUGACUCCCGACACACUGAGAGGCAGCAGGUUCUGCUGGAACUGCUGCAGGUUGGAGGUGUGGUCCAGUUUAACGAAGAAAGGCUGUUGGCUUUGGCAGAGAAGGCCAAGUUCUACCAAAUCUGUGAAUUCCUUUAUGAGAAGAAAAAUGUGUACGACAGAAUCAUCGAAUGCUACCUGAGGGACCCCCUCCGAAAGGGAGAGAUCUUCAAUUAUAUCCAUAAUUUGCUGUCCAUGCCCGGCUACAGCCCUGAGGAUAAACAAACUGUCAAGAAUAAAGUACUGCAACACAUACAGGAUCUGAUGACCCUUGACUCCAGCAAAUCAGCUGAUCUAGUGGUGUUUUUCUUCACUGAAGACGUACAACAAAUCAUCUCUGAGAUUCAGGAUGACCAUCUACUUUUCAAGUUCCUCAGCUGCCUCCUGGAGCCACGGGAAGGCCAUCACUCAGGGACUAGCUUUCUUCUACAACCCGACCUCCAUGAGCUUCUGUUGGAUUUACUGUGUCGCUUUGCCCCACAGCAGCUCCUAAGCUUCCUCCAGACCUCACAGCACUACAGACUGGAGGAGGCCAUACAAAUAACAGAGAAGUACCACCACAAUGAUGCUACAGCCUAUCUGCUAGAGAAGAAGGGAGAUGUUCAUGGAUCAUUUGCUGUAUUGCUAGAGAUGUUGAAGGAAAGACUGUCUCUCUUCACUGCUGAGUGUGACAGAGGAGUUGAAGGAGGCGAUGGAAGACAGGAUGAAGAGGAGGGAAACCAGGAGUCAAUACUGACCAAAGUAAAGGAUUCACUCAAUGAGAUCAUUGCCUUGUGUCAUCGAAGCUCUCAUAACCUUGACCAGCAUCAAAGAGAGGUUCUGUGGUUUCCUCUUCUGGAGACCAUGAUGGCUUCGCGGAAACUAGUGAAAGGACUCCAUGCUAAACACACCUCAGAGGUGCUGAAGGAGCUGACAAUGAAGGUUCUCAACUGUAUGAGCAGCUUUAUUUCUCUGCCUGCCAUCAUCCAACGAAUACUGCAGGACCCAGUUUAUGGCAAAGGAAAGCUGGCAGAGAUCCAAGGCCUCAUUUUGGGUAUGCUGGACACGUUUAACUAUGAACAGACUUUACUUGAAACAACCACCGCUUUGUUGAACCAUGAUCUCCACUGGUCCCUGGCUCACCUGCAUGCUGCUGUCACAAGGGGACUCCACCCACGACAAGACUACUGUAACAUCUGCCUGCAGCAGUACAAGAGGAGGCAGAAUUCAGCUGAGGAGAUCAUUGUGUUCAGCUGUGGCCACCUGUACCACUUCCAGUGCCUGCAGCAGAAAGACUGUGGGAGGGGCUUUACUUCAAAGCUGCAACAGCAUUGGAGCUGCUACAAGUGUUCCUCCAGCCAAGGAGGAAGGGGUGGGCAUUCCACUGAAGCAAAAAGAGGCCGGAACACUUCCCUAGCACAGACUCAUGUUACUUCAGUGCAUCAUGAUGCAGGAGCAGAGCCUCACAGGAAGAAGCAGGAACAGUCCUGGGAUCAGCUACGCUGUUUAUACCGAGGACCCUCCAGGUUGUCCAUCCUCUCAGAGCUCUCCCACGGCCACAGCCAUGAGACAGCGAGAACUGUAGUUCCCACUCAAGCAGGAACAGAGAAUUUCCAACUUCAGCUCACUCCUCCACCUCUGUUGGAAGAAUAGCACCAUGACCGAUUGAGGAUUAACUUUUCCUUCAUUUGUUCAAACCUGAGUCAGGGAUGACUGGUUAAAAACAAGAGAUUGUGUUUUCUGCUGAGUACCUGCAGUUCCCUAACUAUUCUGCAUCUGUAUGGGUUGUUGGUUUCAAAUGGUUUGAUAAUUUAGAGUCACUAAGAUUGUUCUAAGGAAUGUAUCUUUAGUUUUAUCCUCUGUAUAUGUACUACAGCUAGGUCAACCAUCUUGCUUUGGGUAGAUGCUAAUGUAACUGCAAAGAACGUUGGGAAAUGACAUGGAUGUUGUUUUACAAGCAUGAAAAGAUGUACACUGAUUUCACCUCUCAUUUUGCCAGUCUUAUAUGAAACACUCAUAACUUCUUUCAUCACAAAUAUGAUAAAUUGCCUUUGCUGACUGAACUCAAAAUCUCAAGAGUUGCUUUUUGUGGAAGAAUCAUCAUUCAAAGCAGAACAGAAGAUAAUGUUAUUAAUGAUUAGUCCUGUUGGGGUUCUUUUUUCAAAUAAGUAGUUAGGAGAAAACAACUUCUAACCAAAUGAAUCUCACAUUAGAGACUGAACAACAGGGUAUAAAUUUCACAAUGGCCGUCAUUGCCCUGGCAUCUGGCUGUGAUGCCCUGUAUAUCUGUUGGAGUUCCACAGCCACAGUGGCCAUUGUGACCUCAUCAGAUCUCAGGAGCAAUCUCUGUAAGUGAUCGUUCUACAGUCACUCACGUAGAUGUGUGUGUAUGGAUGUAUUAAGGAGAAUAGUGCUUAAUAAAGCUGUUCAUGCAGGAGUGCUCCUUAUAAAAUCUCAGAGGUUCAUAUAAGUUGGCAGAAUAUGCCAUAGAAUUUAAUGUUAUUUGCUUUUUAACACUAUUUGGUAACAUCAACAUUUACUGUUUGGUGGUAAACUUCUGUGCCCUAUGUUCACUAUAUCUGUGCUCUAAUUUUAAAUGGUCUUAUACUUGUAUAGCACUUUUCUAUGCAUUGCAUCACACUCAAAGUGCUUUCACCCUAUUUACACUCCCAAAUUCACUCACCAGUGACAUCAAUGUCUUGCUCAAGGACACUUCAACACAUGAACUGGACAAGCCGGGAAUGGAACUGCUAAAUUUCCAGUUAAGAGAUGACCUGCUCUAUCUCCUGAGCCACAGCCGCCCCUAAUUUUAGUUCAGAGUGCACAUCAAUCAAGCUGGCAGAUCGAAGGAUAUGACAUUUAUUUCUGUCUAUAAGCUUCAGGAAACCUCAGAGGCUGUAAAACGUUACAUGAAAUGUACCGCGUUUUUUUCUGCUAUUUGAAAUAAUAAUAAUGAAAUAAUGUCAUCAUGAUGCCAGAAGAAUAUAAUUAUUGCACCUGUUACCGUAAUUAAGAGAACUCAGACAUGUUUUCCUCUGUUUUUUCUUUAAUAUAUCCAUGAUUCUUCCGUG
Messenger RNA from Monopterus albus (swamp eel), 5692 nucleotides. RefSeq names its product VPS8 subunit of CORVET complex (gene vps8). Gene Ontology annotation, biological process: protein targeting to vacuole; vesicle-mediated transport; endosomal vesicle fusion. Gene Ontology annotation, molecular function: protein binding. Gene Ontology annotation, cellular component: late endosome; CORVET complex; early endosome. Lineage: Eukaryota; Metazoa; Chordata; Actinopteri; Synbranchiformes; Synbranchidae. The record is from RefSeq and is a predicted model, not a curated record. The transcript has 46 exons. The coding region runs from base 87 to 4274 and encodes 1395 amino acids.